UUCGUUUUUAUUUUAUUUUUUAUGUUAUUGAUACUUUAAUCUUUAAUUGAGUGUUAUUUAUCGGUUUCGUGCUUACUGUGAUUUCUGAAAAGUCUAAACUAAACAUUAUUUAUGUUAUUGUGUCAAUGUGAUUCAGGGCUCUCAAGUUUUAUUUAAAGUUUGUAGAGAUUUCAUCUGUUAGGAGGGUUGUUCGCAGCAGCUGCUGCCACUUGGCCCCAGUUCAAUUUUACCCAUUGUUCAUAAUUGACCAGCACAAAUAGAAAUUAUAAUAUUUUGUAAGUCUGAUAAAAGAGAAAUUUAAAUUGUUUUUACUUUAAAAUUAAUAUAUCCAAAUGAAAAUAAAAUCUGACCCCAACCACAUGAACAGCGAUGCUAUACGGAUUGCAGAACUUGCCGUGUGUAUUUUAAAAUGUGUGUGUAUGCGUGGGAGAGAGAGCGACAACAGUACACAUUUGAGGGCAAUAAUAAUGCAAUACACCAACUUUCAUUAAUUGUUAGGAAGUCUAAUUUCGUUAGUUUCUGGUGGCAGCCAUAAAAUCGGCAGAGCAUGCAGGAAUAGUUUUUUUUUCUGUGUAGUUAUGUUGACGUAGCUUCUUUAACACUCAGGAUUUAUGUAUCUGAAUUAAAUGAUUGUUUAUUUGAUUUUAAGUUUGUUUUGUGCCUGAAUGAAUGGCAUUUUCAUUCAGUGUUAGUUGUGUAGAUCAGAUUAAUCGGAUUCACUGCAGCUUCAUGGACCAAACACAAUCAACCGAUGGAGAUUUUUCUUCAGGAUGCAGUUUAGUUUAUCAAAAGAGAUCAGAUCCAGAGCCCAGCUGUGUGUCUAUGAAGAGUGAAGCGUCUAUGGUUCAGCCAUUGAACAUCAACUCUGGAGAUAAUCAGCCUGAUCUCAAUUCAGUUAUCAGAAGAGAUGAUCCAGAGCCCAGCUGUGUGUCUAUGAAGAGUGACGCAUCUAUGGUUCAGCCAUUGUAUUUAAACUCUGGAGAUAAACAGCCUGAUCUCAAAUCAAUCCAUUUAUCUGGAGCAAUCAUAACAGAACCUGACAAGCCUGAGAGUCUGCCACAGGACUUCAGUGAUAAAAUAGACCCUGGAUUCAGCCAUGAGUCUGAAGUCCUCAACACAUUUAGAUCAAAUAUACGUAAAAGAUGUCAGUGUUUAUUUGAGGGAACACCAAAGCAGAGUAACCCAACAUCACUGAAUGAGAUCUACACAGAGCUCAAUAUCACACAGAGUGAAAGUGGAGAGAUCAGUAAUGAACAUGAGGUGAGACAGAUUGAGACACAAUCCAGAAGAACAACAACAGAGGAGACACCAAUCAAAUGUAAUGAAAUCUUUAAUCCUUUACCUGAACAACACAAACACAUCAGAAGUGUGCUGACAAAGGGAGUCGCUGGCAUUGGAAAAACAGUCUCUGUACAGAAGUUCAUUCUGGACUGGGCUGAAGAGAAAGAGAAUCAGGACGUCCACCUCAUAUUUCCACUUCCUUUCAGAGAGAUCAAUUUGAUGAAGGACAAAACACUCAGUCUUUUAGAUCUUCUUCAUCGUUUCUUCCCAGAGACAAAAGAAAUGGAAAUCUUCAGUGAUGAAUAUAAAGUGUUGUUCAUCUUUGAUGGUUUGGAUGAGUGUCGUCUGUCUCUGGAUUUUCACAGCAGUGUGAGGUUGUGUGAUGUAAAUGAAUCAACCUCAGUGGACGUGAUGCUGACAAACCUCAUCAAGGGGAAUCUGUUUCCCUCUGCUCUCAUCUGGAUCACCUCCAGACCAGCAGCAGCUGAUCUCAUCCCCUCUGAGUGUGUUGAUCGAGUCACAGAGAUACGAGGCUUCAGUGAUCCACAGAAGGAGGAAUACUUCAGGAAGAGAAUCAGACAUAAGAGUUUGGCCUAUGAAAUCAUCUCACACCUGAAGGCAUCCAGGAGUCUCUACAUCAUGUGUCACAUCCCAGUCUUCUGCUGGAUUUCAGUCACUGUUCUAGAGAGAAUAUUGAGUGAAGCAGAGAGAAGAGAGAUCCCCAAGACUCUCACUCAAAUGUACACACACUUCUUGAUCAUUCAGACAAACAUCAAACAUCAGAAGACUAUAAAGAACUAUAAGAAGAUUAAAGACAUGAUCUUUAAACUGGGUAAACUGGCUUUUGAGCAGCUUGUGAAAGGCAAUGUGAUCUUCUGUGAUGAAGACCUGAGAGAGUGUGGCAUUGAUGUAGCAAAAGCAUCAGUGUACUCAGGAUUGUGUACUCAGAUCUUUAGAGAGGAGUUUGGUUUGUGUGAGAGGAAAGUUUACAGCUUUGUACAUCUGAGCAUUCAGGAACAUCUAGCAGCUCUAUAUGUGCACCUCGCCUUUAUAAACAAAAACAUAAAUGUACUUGACCAAAUUAGAAAUUCCACUUGGAUGAGGAGAGACCAGUUAACAUUAACUUACCUGCAUCAGAGAGCUGUCGAUGCAGCUUUAGAGAGUAAAAAUGGGCAUCUGGAUCUUUUUCUUCGAUUCCUUUUGGGUCUCUCAGUGGAGUCCAAUCAGAAUCUCUUACAUCAUCUACAAACAGGACACAUCUCUUACAAAAAAGAGGAAACGGUUGUAUAUAUCCAGAUGAGGAUCUGGUCUGAUCCUUCUCCAGAGAAAUCCAUUAAUCUCUUUCACUGUCUGAAUGAACUGGGUGAUCAUUCACUCAUAGAGGAAAUUCAACAAUAUCUUAAAUCAGGCAGAGUAAGAAAAGUAAUCCUCUCCCCUUCACAAUGGUCAGCAUUAGUUUUUGUGUUGCUGACCUCAAAUCAGAACAUGAAUGUGUAUAAACUGAAGGAAUUUAUGACACUACUGCCUACAGCUCAGCCAUUCCUUCAUAAGAAUCUGUCUGCAGGAAUCAGAUCAGAUCAUUCAGUUUAUCAGAAGAGAUCAGAUCCAGAGCCCAGCUGUGUGUCUAUGAAGAGUGACGCGUCUAUGGUUCAGCCAUUGUACUUCAACUCGGGAGAAAGUCAGCCUGAUCUCAAAUCAAUACAUUUAUCUGGACCAAUCAUAACAGAACCUGACAAGCUUGAGAGUCUGCCACAGGAAUUUAUGACACUACUGCCAUUCCUUUAUAAGAAUCUGUCUGCAGGAAUCAGAUCAGAUCAUUCAGUUUAUCAGAAGAGAUCAGAUCCAGAGCCCAGCUGUGUGUCUAUGCAGAGUGACGCGUCUAUGGUUCAGCUAUUGUACUUCAACUCGGGAGAUAAUCAGCCUGAUCUCAAAUCAAUCCAUUUAUCUGGAGCAAUCAUAACAGAACCUGACAAGCCUGAGAGUCUGCCACAGGACUUCAGUGAUAAAAUAGACCCUGGAUUCAGCCAUGAGUCUGAAGUCCUCAACACAUUUAGAUCAAAUCUAAGUAAACGAUGUCAGUGUUUGUAUGAGGGAACAUCAAAGCAGAGAAACCCAACAUCACUGAAUGAGAUCUACACAGAGCUCUACAUCAUAGAGAGAGAAAGUGGAGAGAUCAGUAAUGAACAUGAGGUGAGACAGAUUGAGACACAAUCCAGAAGAACAACAACAGAGAAGACACCAAUCAAAUGUAAUGACAUCUUUAAACCUUUACCUGAAAAACACAAACACAUCAGAAGUGUGCUGACAAAGGGAGUCGCUGGCAUUGGAAAAACAGUCUCUGUACAGAAGUUCAUUCUGGACUGGACUGAAGAGAAAGAGAAUCAGGACGUCCACCUCAUAUUUCCACUUCCUUUCAGAGAGAUCAAUUUGAUGAAGGACAAAACACUCAGUCUUUUAGAUCUUCUUCAUCUUUUCUUCCCAGAGACAAAAGAAAUGCAAAUCUUCAGUGAUGAAUAUAAAGUGUUGUUCAUCUUUGAUGGUUUGGAUGAGUGUCGUCUGUCUCUGGAUUUUCACAGCAGUGUGAGGUUGUGUGAUGUACGUAAAUCAACCUCAGUGGACGUGAUGCUGACAAACCUCAUCAAGGGGAAUCUGUUUCCCUCUGCUCUCAUCUGGAUCACCUCCAGACCAGCAGCAGCUGAUCUCAUCCCCUCUGAGUGUGUUGAUCGAGUCACAGAGAUACGAGGCUUCAGUGAUCCACAGAAGGAGGAAUACUUCUGGAAGAGAAUCAGACAUAAGAGUUUGGCCUAUAAAAUCAUCUCACACCUGAAGUCAUCCAGGAGUCUCUACAUCAUGUGUCACAUCCCAGUCUUCUGCUGGAUUUCAGUCACUGUUCUAGAGAGAAUAUUGAGGGAAGCAAAGAGUCAAGAGAUCCCCAAGACUCUCACUCAAAUGUACACACACUUCUUGAUCAUUCAGACAAACAUGAAACAUCAGAAGACUAUAAAGAACUAUAAGAAGAUUAAAGACAUGAUCUUUAAACUGGGUAAACUGGCUUUUGAGCAGCUUAUGAAAGGCAAUGUGAUCUUCUAUGAUGAAGACCUGAGAGAGUGUGGCAUUGAUGUAGCAAAAGCAUCAGUUUACUCAGGAUUGUGUACUCAGAUCUUUAGAGAGGAGUUUGGUUUGUGUCAGGGGAAAGUUUACAGCUUUGUUCAUCUUACCAUUCAAGAACAUCUUGCAGCUCUGUAUGUGCACCUCUUCUUUAUAAACGACAGCAUUAAUGUGUUUGAUGAAAUUAGCAAACCCAAUUGGAUGAGGAGAGACCAGUUAACAUUAACUUACCUGCAUCAGAGAGCUGUCGAUGCAGCUUUAGAGAGUAAAAAUGGACAUCUGGAUCUUUUUCUUCGUUUCCUUUUGGGUCUCUCAGUGGAGUACAAUCAGAAUCUCUUACAUCAUCUACAAACAGGAAGCUUCUCUUACAAAAAAGAAGAAACGGUUGUAUAUAUCCAGAUGAGGAUCUGGUCUGAUUCUUCUCUAGAGAAAUCAAUCAAUCUCUUUCACUGUCUGUUUGAACUGGGAGAUCUUUCACACAUAGAGGAAAUUCAACAAUAUCUUAAAUCUGGUGAAAUAAGAAAAGUGAACCUCUCCUCAUCACAAUGGUCAGCAUUAGUUUUUGUGUUGCUGACCUCAGAACAGAACAUGAAUGAGUUUAAUCUGAAGGAAUUUAUUACACUAAAGCCUACAGCAGAUGAAGUUCUGCAGAAGCUUCUGCCUGUGGUUAAAGAAUGCAGAUCUGUUGAGUUGAGUGAUUGUUAUAUCACAGAUAAGGGUUGUGUUGCUCUAUCUUUAGCUCUGAAAUCAAACCCAUCACACCUGACACAACUGAAUCUGUCUGAUAAUAAUAUUGGAGAUUCAGGAGUGAAGCUGAUCUCUGAUGUACUGGAGAAUCCUCACUGUUACCUGGAGAAACUGAAGUUGGAGCGGUGUAAUAUCACAGAUGAAGGUUGUGUUGCUCUGACUUCAGCUCUGAGAUCAAACCCAUCACACUUGAGACUUCUAAAUCUGACUAACAAUAAUAAUCUUGGAGAUUCAGGAGUGAAGCUGAUCUCUGAUGUACUGAAGAAUCCUGACUGUAAACUGGAGAAACUGGAGUUGAGUGAUUGUAAUAUCACAGCUGAAGGUUGUGCAGCUCUGUCUUCAGCUCUGAGAUCAAACCCAUCACACUUGAGGGAACUGGAUCUGACUGAGAAUCAACUGAGAGAUUCAGGAGUGAAACUGCUGUCUGCUGUGCUGAAGAAUCCUGACUGUAAACUGGAGAAACUGGAGUUGAGAUUGUGUAAUAUCACAGAUAAAGGUUGUGUUGCUCUGUCUUCAGCUCUGAGAUCAAACCCAUCACACCUUAGACAUCUGAAUCUUUCUUAUAAUAAUCUUGGAGAUUUAGGAAUAAAGUUCAUCUCUUAUGUACUGGAGAAUCCUCACUGUAAACUCAAGAUACUGAGGUUGAGUGAUUGUAAUAUCACAGAGGAAGGUUGUGUUGCUCUGACAUCAAACCCAUCACACCUGAGAGGAUUGUAUCGGACUUCAGCUCUGAGAUCAAAACUAUUUCCACUAGGAGAACUGGAUCUAUCUUAUAAUAAUCUUGGAGAUUCAGGAGUGAAGCUGAUCUCUGAUGCACUGAAAAUGUUUUACUGUAAACUGGAAAUACUAAAGUUGAGUUCUUGUAAUAUCACAGAUGAAGGUUGUGUUGCUCUGUCUUCUGCUCUGAGAUCAAACCCGUCACACCUGAGAGAACUGAAUCUGUCUUAUAAUAAAAUUGGGGAUUUAGGAAUAAAGCUGCUGAACGAUAAUCAACAUUAUGAACUGAAGACAGUAGAGUUGAGUUCUUGUAAUAUCACAGAUGAAGGUUGUGUUGCUCUGUCUUCUGCUCUGAGAUCAAACCCGUCACACCUGAGACAUCUGAAUCUGUCUUAUAAUAAAAUUGGGGAUUCAGGAAUAAACCUGCUGAACGAUAAUCAACAUUAUGAACUGAAGACAGUAGAUUGUGGAGAUCGGAUUGUUCAGAUUCACUUCAGCCGCUCCAUCAUGGACCAAACACAAACAUCCACAGAUGGAGAUUUUUCCUCAGGAUGCAGGUCGAGUUCUUGUAAUAUCACAGAUGAAGGUUGUGAUGCUCUGACUUCAGCUCUGACAUCAAACCCAUCACACCUGAUUGAAAUUAUUCUGACUGAGAACAAAAUAGGAGAUUCAGGAGUGAAGCUGAUCUCUGAUGUACUGAAGAAUCCUGACUGUAAACUAAAGAUACUGAAGUUGAGUUAUUGUAAUAUCACAGAUGAAGGUUGUGAUGCUCUGACUUCAGCUCUGACAUCAAACCCAUCAUACCUGACUAAACUGAUUCUGACUGGGAACAAAAUUGGAGAUUCAGGAGUGAAGCUGAUCUCUGAUGUACUGAAGAAUCCCGACUGUAAACUGAAGAUACUGGAGUUGUGUGAAUGUAAUAUCACAGAUGAAGGUUGUGAUGCUCUGACUUCAGCUCUGACAUCAAACCCAUCACACCUGAGAGAUCUGAGUCUGUCUCAUAAUAAUCUUGGAGAUUCAGGAGUGAAGCUGAUCUCUGAUGUACUGAAGAAUUCUCAGUGUAAACUGGAGAUAUUGGACAUGAGAACGUGUGAUAUCACAGCUGAAGGUUGUGUUGCUCUGUCUUCAGCUCUGAGAUCAAACCCAUCACACCUGAGAGAUCUGGAUCUGACUUUUAAUGAAUUUGGAGAUUCAGGAGUGAAGCUGAUCUCUGAUGUACUGAAGAAUCCUGACUGUAAACUGGAGAAACUAAAGUUGUUGGGUUGUAAAAUCACAGCUGAAGGUUGUGUUGCCCUGUCUUCAGGUCUGAGAUCAAACCCAUCACAUCUGAGAGAGCUGGAUCUGUCAUAUAAUGAUGUAAGAGAUUUAGGAGUGAAGCUGAUCUGUGAUGUACUGAAGAAUCCUGACUGUAAACUGGAGAUACUCGACUUGUCUGAAUGUAAUGUCACAACUGGAGGUUGUGCAGCUCUAUCUUCAGCUCUGACAUCAAACCCAUCACAUCUGAGAGAUCUGAAACUGAGCUGGAAUAAUCUUAGGGAUACAGAUGCGAAGCUAAUCUCUGAUGCACUGAAGAAUCCUGACUGUAAACUGGAGAUACUGGACAUGAGAAUGUGUGAUAUCACAGCUGAAGGUUGUGUUGCUCUGUCUUCAGCUCUGAGAUCAAACCCAUCACAUCUGAGAAAUCUGGACCUGUCUCAGAAUGAAUUUGGAGAUUCAGGAGUGAAGUUGAUCUCUGAUGUACUGAAGAAUCCUGACUGUAAACUGGAGAAACUAAAGUUGUGGAAGUGUAAUAUCACAGCUGAGGGUUGUGCUGCUCUGUCUUCAGCUGUGAGAUCAAACCCAUCACAUCUGCGAGAAUUGAAUCUGUCAUUUAAUAGUGUGGUAAAUUCAGGAGUGAAGCUGAUCUCUGAUUUACUGAAGAAUCCUGACUCUAAACUGGAGAUACUGGAGUUGUGUGAAUGUAAUGUCACAACUGAAGGUUGUGCAGCUCUGUCUUCAGCUCUGACAUCAAACCCAUCACAUCUGAGAGAUCUGAAACUGAACUUUAAUUUUCUUCGGGAUUCAGGAGUAAAGCCGAUCUCUGAUGUACUGGAGAAUCCUGACUGUAAACUGGAGAUACUGGAAUUGAGGGAUUGUAUUAUCACAGAUGAAGGUUGUGCAGCUCUGUCUUCAGCUCUCAGAUCAAACCCAUCACACCUGAGACAUCUGAAUCUGUCACUGAAUUUUAUUGGAGAUUUAGGAGUGAAGCUGAUCUCUGCCAUACUGGAGAAUCCUCAAUGUAAACUGCAGAAACUGUGGUUGAGUUGGUGUAAAAUAACAGAUGAAGGUUGUCUUUCUCUGACUUCAGUUCUGAAAACAAACCCUUUACAUUUGAAAGAUCUGCAUCUGUGUAGUAAUAAUAUUGGAGAUUCAGGGGUGAAGCAGAUCUCUGAUGUACUGAAGAAUCCUGACUGUAAACUGGAGAUAUUAUGGAUGUACUGCACAUCAGUAUAUCUUGGAGAGUUUGACACCAAGUUGAGGGGGUGUAAUAUCACAGAUGAAGGUUGUGUUGCUCUGACUUCAGCUCUGAGAUCAAACCCAUCACACCUGAGAGAACUGAAUCUGAAAGGGAAUUAUCUGGGAGAUUCAGGAGUAAAGCUGCUCUCUGAGCUGAAGGAUGAUCCAGAAUAUAAACUAAAGACACUACAGUGAGUAAUUUUUUCUUUCCUUUUCAUCUACAGUAGUUAAGUCUCUUUAUAUUUUUCUACCUUAAACUGUGUUUUAUUUGGCUCUAUGAUAUAUAUUAAAAUGACAGACAUUUUUAACCGUUUUACACUUUUCUUGAAGGUUAUUGUAUUGUC
Messenger RNA from Misgurnus anguillicaudatus (oriental weatherfish), 8693 nucleotides. The record is from RefSeq and is a predicted model, not a curated record. Lineage: Eukaryota; Metazoa; Chordata; Actinopteri; Cypriniformes; Cobitidae.